AUGCCGCGCGACACCGACCUCGACGCCGAGGCGGCGCGCCUCUCGAAGCUGGACAAGGAAGUGCAUCCCGAAGCGGUACUCGAUGCUAUGGGCGAGAGCGUUGCGCCAGAGAAGCCGGCCCACUCGCCUUUUGUCGGGUUCGCGGCAGGACUGCUGUCUGGCUGGACGAAACUCAUCGUGGGACAUCCCUUUGACACGAUCAAGACGAGACUGCAAUGUGCUCCGAAGGGGUACUACAAGGGAGCAGGCGACUGUUUCCUGUCGACUGUGCGGCGCGAAGGUCCACUGGCGCUGUACAAGGGUGCCUCUGUCCCCGCCGUGUCGUGGGGAAUCACAGAUUCGAUCCUGAUGGGCUCAUUACACAACUACCGCGCGUGUCUGAAAGACUGGGGGAUUUUGACCGAGUGGGCACCCUCCCCCGACGGCGGGCCAUCGAGCGAAAAGCGCCUCAGCAUUGCGGGACACGCGCUCGCCGGCCUCAUGGCGGGCUGGACGAAUGCGUCCGUCGCCCACCCCACCGAGACGAUCAAGUGCAAGCUCCAGCUCCAGCUCGUGCAGCCCGAGCAUGUGCCGAAGCAGUAUAAGGGCCCCGUCGACGUGGUCCGGCAGACGAUAGCGGCACAGGGUAUCACGGGCAUGUGGCGCGGCCUUCCGGCCAGUUUCAUGUAUCGGUCGUGCUUUGCGGCCAUGUUUGGAGGAUCAGCUGAGUGUAAGGAGCUUCGAGCUAACUUUCGCAGGCUUCGAGGUCUUCAACCGCCUCUUCGCGAGCUGGAAGGGCACCUCGUGGGAAUUAUCGCCAGGACUCGCCAACUUCCUGGCAGGCGGCCUCGCAAGCAACAUGUACUGGUUCGCCGCGCUGCCAAUGGACAACAUCAAGAACCGCAUCAUGGCCGACUCGCCGACAAAGCCGAAAUAUCCCUCCGUCCUUGGAGCGUACAGGACGGUGUGGCGCGAGACGUACGAUCCGAGUCGCGGGCUUGGGUGGAAUUCUCUGGCGAGGUUGAAGAAUUUCUACAAGGUGAGUUCACUCGGGUGGGUGUGGGGUGUGGGGUGUGGGGUGUGGGGUGUUUCUGGGCCGUGGUGAGGGUAGGACAGCUUGAGGGAGAGCAAGUUGGUUCGCAGAGCGGAGAGCGGAGCAGAGGAACCAGCUGUGAGACGAACACCGUAGCUGACUUCACAGGGAUUCGUGCCCGUCGUAUUGCGCGCUUUCCCCACGAAUGCGGCCGCGCUCGCCGUGUGGGAGGGAACAAUGCGCUGGGCCACAAAGUAAGAGUUCACACUUUGGGCACUUGGGCCAUCUUGGGCAAUCACCGCUCCGCCCGAGAGCGUUAG
Messenger RNA from Trichosporon asahii var. asahii CBS 2479, 1332 nucleotides. RefSeq names its product carrier protein. Bases 1 to 1332 code for a protein of 443 amino acids. The record is from RefSeq and is a predicted model, not a curated record. The transcript is spliced from 3 exons. NCBI's taxonomy places the organism in Eukaryota, Fungi, Basidiomycota, Tremellomycetes, Trichosporonales, Trichosporonaceae. Gene Ontology annotation, biological process: transport. Gene Ontology annotation, molecular function: transmembrane transporter activity.